GGCGAUGCAACUUCCGUUUUCAGCACCAUGUACAGCGCCGUCACUCUCGCUUUCUCGUCGAGAGCCUACGCGGCGGCUUGAGGCGGGGAGCUAAACUUUUGGCGAAAUCAGAGGGAAGGUCCGUGGCCGUUCACACGACGGUGCCUGCGCGUCUUCAGCCCGAUGUCCCCCGCCGUCUGUCGCAGCGACGAAUAAGCGCGGCCGCGGAGAGACCGAGGGGAGAGGCUCCGAGAGACAGGCUCCCGGGUGUGAGAUGAAUAUGCACAGAGACGGCUCCGUGAAACAGAUCCGUCGCUUUCUGCUCCGAGGCUGCUGAGGGGACACAGUUGCAAUUUAAAAAGCAACCGAGCGACUUUCGAGACGAGAGGAAAAAGAGAGAGCGAAAGGAGGGAAGGACCGCUGUGCGAGGGGGGGACGCGAAGGGACUCGAUCUGCAUGUGAGACCGCUGGUCCACACACACACCGGAGGCAAGAGAUGCAGCCUGCGAGCAAGCUCCUGACUCUGAUUCUCCUCAUCUUCAUGGGCACAGAACUCACCCAAGUGUUGCCAGCAAACCCAGAGGAAUCGUGGCAGGUGUACAGUUCAGCCCAGGAUAGUGAGGGAAGGUGUGUCUGCACUGUGGUGGCGCCCCAGCAGUCCAUGUGUUCACGGGACGCCCGCACCAAACAACUGAGGCAGCUGUUAGAGAAGGUCCAGAACAUGACCCAGUCCAUCCAGGUGCUGGACCAGCGGACCCAGAGGGACCUGCAGUAUGUGGAAAAGAUGGAGGUCCAGCUCCGUGGUCUGGAAACUAAGUUCAGGCAGGUGGAGGAGAACCACAAGCAGAACAUCGCCAAGCAAUACAAGGCCAUAAAAGCGAAAAUGGAGGAGCUUAGACCGUUGAUACCAGUGUUGGAGGAGUACAAAGCCGAUGCCAAAUUGGUAUUGCAGUUUAAGGAGGAGGUCCAGAAUCUGACGUCAGUUCUAAGCGAACUUCAGGAGGAGAUGGGGGCCUAUGACUACGAGGAGCUCCACAGCAGAGUGUCAAAUCUUGAGGAGAGACUCCGAGCAUGCAUGCAAAAAUUAGCAUGCGGCAAGCUGACGGGCAUCAGUGAUCCCAUCACCAUCAAGACGUCCGGAUCCAGGUUCGGUUCCUGGAUGACUGACCCUCUGGCACCUGAAGGAGAUACACGGGUCUGGUACAUGGAUGGUUACCAUAACAACCGCUUCGUGCGGGAGUACAGAUCGAUGCAGGACUUCAUGACGUCAGACAACUUCACGUCCCAUCGGCUGCCCCACCCGUGGUCAGGAACAGGUCAGGUGGUCUACAACGGCUCCAUCUACUUCAACAAAUUCCAGAGCCACGUCAUCAUCAAGUUCGACUUCCGCACCUCUUCCAUCAGCAAGUCCCGGCAGCUUGACUACGCCGGCUUCAACAACGCUUAUCACUACGCCUGGGGCGGCCACUCUGACAUUGACCUAAUGGUGGACGAGGGAGGCCUGUGGGCUGUCUACGCCACCAACCAGAAUGCCGGCAACAUUGUCAUCAGCAAGCUCAACCCCAACACGCUGCAGAUCAUCAAGAGCUGGACCACCAACCACCCCAAAAGGAGUGCCGGGGAGUCUUUCAUGAUCUGCGGUACGCUUUACGUCACCAACGGCUACUCAGGGGGCACCAAGGUCUACUACGCCUACUCCACCAACUCCUCUACCUACGAGUACAUCGACAUUGCCUUCCAGAAUAAGUACUCACAUAUCUCCAUGCUGGACUACAAUCCGCGUGACCGUGCCCUCUAUGCUUGGAACAAUGGCCACCAGGUCCUUUACAAUGUCACACUGUUCCAUGUUAUACGCUCAGAAGAACUGUAA
Messenger RNA from Xiphias gladius (swordfish), 1849 nucleotides. It is a transcript of the gene olfm1b, whose product is annotated as olfactomedin 1b. Bases 476 to 1849 code for a protein of 457 amino acids. The record is from RefSeq and is a predicted model, not a curated record. Gene Ontology annotation, biological process: signal transduction. NCBI's taxonomy places the organism in Eukaryota, Metazoa, Chordata, Actinopteri, Istiophoriformes, Xiphiidae. The transcript has 6 exons.